This is a messenger RNA of Apis laboriosa (Himalayan honeybee), 750 nucleotides long. RefSeq lists its product as uncharacterized. The record is from RefSeq and is a predicted model, not a curated record. The transcript has 4 exons. The coding region runs from base 1 to 750 and encodes 249 amino acids. NCBI's taxonomy places the organism in Eukaryota, Metazoa, Arthropoda, Insecta, Hymenoptera, Apidae.
AUGACCAAUGAAUGUUGGAUAACGAUGGUGAAACUACGUGUAUCCGUUGUUUUAAUAUUGCUCGUGUCUGUCAACUUGGUGGAACCGCUAGUACAGGAAGGUUUAUCUAAAUUUUUAGGAUCUAUAACUGGCAUUAAAAAUGUGAGGAUUCCUGAAUUAUUGAAUCAAUUGUGCAAUCAAUCGCAAGGAUCAAAUGCAACUCGUCGAGAUGCGUGUUACGGAUGCUUCUUCAGGGCUACCAGUCAAACCCUUGGAUACUCUUUAUUAAUGGCUAUUUCGAAUUGUGCCGAUAUUUAUCUCAAUAAUACCGAUUAUGGCCACUGUCAACAAUACUUGAGAAACGCUACGAGCAUAAUGAAUUCAAGAACGAGUGUUACGACGAUAUAUUGCUCGUUCCUCGAAUGCGUUCGUCAAGUAAAUAAGGAUACUUUGCUCAGGGAAUGCGUCGGCGAAGCCGUAAGAAUGUCCCCCAAUUUCAACUUGACGGACGUCAAAUUAGCCCAAUUAUACGUGAACACGACCGCGUGUGUGCUGGCGAAAACACGUUGCUCUCAAAUGAAUCCGAUAACCGGAGAAUUUCAAGAAGACGAUCUGGCCAAUAAGCUGAACAUACCCACGGUCAACGCGGUGCUGGUCAACACGAAUUACGACAUCAACAUCGUACAGCUACCAUUCCAUUCCAGUUCCAUCGACGUUUGCGCAAAAUAUAGAAACUACGAGCAGGCCAGCUGGCCAACGAUCAUGUGUUGA